Messenger RNA from Colletotrichum navitas, 1456 nucleotides. Its product is annotated as acyltransferase. Gene Ontology annotation, cellular component: mitochondrial membrane. The record is from RefSeq and is a predicted model, not a curated record. Lineage: Eukaryota; Fungi; Ascomycota; Sordariomycetes; Glomerellales; Glomerellaceae. Gene Ontology annotation, biological process: cardiolipin acyl-chain remodeling; inner mitochondrial membrane organization. The transcript is spliced from 4 exons. The coding region runs from base 259 to 1323 and encodes 354 amino acids. Gene Ontology annotation, molecular function: 1-acylglycerophosphocholine O-acyltransferase activity.
AUCGACAAACCCUUCAGAAGGUUAGUGGCUUCUGCCAUAAUCCACUUGCUGUUACUGGAUGGCGCUUGAAAUAUUUAGAUGCUUGUUCCGUCACAAGAAAUUUGCAUUUUGUCAUUGGUCUGAAGUGGUGGGCUUCAUGACGCGGUCCGGCGGUCCAAUCGCCUAGUCUCUCACUGUUACUCGGUUUUCCUCUCUCCCUUUCACUCAUUUUAACAACCCGCAUAGAACAACGAGCCUGCCUUUCACUCAAAAACAAAAAUGACCGCCUCGGAAGCACGGCCGGAUCAACCGAGUUUGCCAUGGCGGAUAGCAUCAGCGGCCAUCAUGGGCCUUACAGGCGCCAUUUCUCGAGCUUUUUUGCAUGGCCUCAACGACGUUCAAACAGAAGGCCUUCCUCAGUUUCUCGAUCUGUUGGACAAGCGUCGGGCUGGGGCUCCUGAGCGUGGUCUUAUCACCGUCUCUAACCAUAUCAGUGUGCUAGACGAUCCCCUCAUAUGGGGUGCUUUGCCGCUUAAGUAUAACUCUUCGCCGUUGAGCGCUCGAUGGGGACUCGGUGCUCAUGACAUUUGCUUCAAGAAUGGCCUUUUCAAGUCCUUCUUCGGCCUAGGUCAGGUCUUGCCGACAUAUCGUAUGCUCCAUUCACCCUACGGCGGUCUAUUUCAACCGACAAUGACCGAGGCGAUCCGCCUCGUCUCCGGCCCUGGAGCCCUGUUCCCCAUGAAAGCGGCCUUCAGUGCCGGCAACAAUGAGACUUUCGUGUCGCCCGUACAUUACAGGAACAACCAUAACGCAUGGGUGCAUGUGUUUCCCGAGGGAUGUGUACAUCAGCAUCCGCAGCGGUCUCUCCGGUACUUCAAGUGGGGUGUCUCCCGGUUAAUCCUCGAAUCCGACCCGGCUCCGCAGCUCGUUCCUAUCUUCAUCGACGGGUUCUCAGACAUCAUGCCUGAGAACAGGCAAUGGCCGCGGUGGGCCCCACGCAUCGGCGCCAAGAUCCGCAUUAUUUACGGCGAGGCCCUGGAAGUGGGCGAGGCCUUUAGGGAGCAGCGGUCGAGGUGGAAGCGCUUAGUAGAAAAAGAGGAAGAAGCUUUGGGCAAGCGGCUGAACGUUGGCGAAGUGCCCGAAUCACUCAAAUACCACCCCGAAGCUAUCCAGCUACGGACAGAGGUCGCAAAGACUGUGAGGGACAUGGUCCAGAGAUUGAGAUUGCGGGCGGGCUAUCCUGACGAUGAUCCUGCGUAUGCUCUCGCUGAGACAUGGGAGCGCGACCCCAAGGAGAAGCAGUUUAAGAGCCCCGUGGACGACAGUCUGGUUCACAGAGAGUAACAAGGCGACUUUUUCUCUCUCUUUUAUUCGUCUAGAAACUCAUGUUAGAUGGCUGCUCGCAUAGACUGAGUGCCACAUGUACAUCUACUUCUACAUUUUGCAAAUCACCACAUAGAUCCAUAGCAUGGACUUU